Molecule: messenger RNA, 1081 nt
Organism: Symbiodinium necroappetens
Lineage: Eukaryota; Dinophyceae; Suessiales; Symbiodiniaceae
Source: the annotation of a GenBank genome assembly
GACCUCCCAGGAGUGCCCAGAGACCUGCACAUCGCCUUCUGGCCGCAGUGGCUCCUACGAGCUGCACGGCGAAGCCGCUAAAAGCCUUGGUAAGGCCAAGUACUUUGUGAGCACCGACUGUGCAGCUGCCUUGGCCGAUCGCAGCCCCACUGCCAACCUCGACCCUCUGAAUGGCUCCUUCGUGGCAGUCUUCGUAGACCCCGUCCUCAUUAACAAGAUCCGUGCUGGGACGUCGGACAAAGCCAAGCUCUGUGCAGCUCAGAGCGACGAGGCCCAUUGCGUUUGCAAGCUGACGGGUGAACGGCCGCUGGGUGUGCUGGGACGCAUGUUGGUGGCACUUCCCCACUCGAAGAAAGCGCAGGCACUGCAGAUUUCCAUGGAGAGCUGCCCGGAGGGCGUGCCUGACCUCCUGGCUGGCACUGUGCUGGCAAGCCUCGUCUUGACUCUUGGCGUGUCUGUCUGGAUGCUGCACAUGGCCCGGGCCAGAGAGAGGCUGCAGGAGCCCGUGGCGCCUCCUCAGAUUCUUGCGGAGGUGAAGAGCCCGAUGCACAACUUCCUCAGCAGCUACUCCUGGGCAGCCGGCUUUCUCCUCUCCUUGAUGGCCUUGCAGACGGGCGCCCUGGCAGUGGUCCGGAAGUCCUCCGAAGAAGAGGCGCCCGUGUGGAUCGUCGCGGCCUGCCCCGCCGCCCUGGCACUUGCAGCUGCCCUGCGCCUGUCGCAGCUUCUCGCGAAGAAGCAGCUGGUACACGCAUUCCUGAAGUGGAACAUAAUCAUCACUGAUUUGCCGGAUGACGUAAUCCUCGACGCCGUGCUCGUGGUCGGCAUCCUUGCAUACUUCCUCUUCGUCCUCUACCUCGUGAGCAUCGACUUCCAGACACUGGUGUUCGCCUUGACCGCUCUGGGCGGAUCAUUGUGGACGGUCCUCAAAGCGGUGGGCACUGCGAGGGACUUGGACCAAGGUUUACAACUCGUCGAGAUCAACCCGGCAUCGCUUGUGAGGAGCGCGGAAUCGCUGAGCAUGAAGCCGCUACCCUGGGCGACACUGCUGGCGCUCAGCAGAAUGGAGGACUCCGCUGACAGA